Messenger RNA from Penicillium argentinense, 861 nucleotides. It is a transcript of the gene cap2, whose product is annotated as F-actin-capping protein subunit beta. Bases 1 to 861 code for a protein of 286 amino acids. NCBI's taxonomy places the organism in Eukaryota, Fungi, Ascomycota, Eurotiomycetes, Eurotiales, Aspergillaceae. Gene Ontology annotation, biological process: actin cytoskeleton organization; barbed-end actin filament capping; cell morphogenesis. Gene Ontology annotation, molecular function: actin filament binding. The transcript is spliced from 5 exons. Gene Ontology annotation, cellular component: actin cortical patch; cytoplasm; F-actin capping protein complex. The record is from RefSeq and is a predicted model, not a curated record.
AUGGCCGACCAGCAGUUUGACAGCGCACUUUUUGCAGCCCUCGCUGGUCUUCGAUCUCAACCAGGGCAGCGGCAAUGCGAGGCCCUCCACAACCCCACCCCAUGUGCAUGGAGAGACCACCGAGCUGACCACCUUGCUCUCAGCGACCUUCUCCGACGCUUGAACCCACGCGACACCAAGAAGAACCUAAACGCAAUCAACUCCAUUGUCCCCGAGCUCCAGGAAGACCUCCUCUCCUCCGUCGAUCAGCCCCUGGAAGUCCGCCGCUGCCCCCAGACCAACCGGGACUACCUGCUCUGUGACUACAACCGCGACGGUGACAGCUACCGCUCACCAUGGAGCAAUGAGUUCGACCCCCCACUGGAGGAUGGUACCGUUCCGAGCGAGAAGGUCCGCAAGCUCGAGGUUGCGGCGAACGAGGCCUUCGAUGUUUAUCGUGAACUUUACUAUGAAGGCGGAGUCGGGAGCGUCUACUUUUGGGACCUGGACGAUGGAUUCGCAGGCGUAGUUCUCCUGAAGAAGGGUGUCACCCCCGGUUCCCAGAGCUCCGGCGAAUGGGAUAGCAUUCACGUCUUCGAAGCCACCGACCGCGCCCGCUCUUCCCACUACAAACUCACCAGCACUGUGAUCCUUCAUCUAGCCAACCAGAGUGAUGCUCUAGGAGACAUGGACCUGAGCGGUAACAUGACCCGUCAAGUUGAGGCAGAUUUGCCCGUUGAGCAAGGCGAUGCUAGCCACAUUGCCAACGAGGUCUACUUUGGCAAGGCCAAGGAUGUUGUUGGCGAACUGCGCACCCCUCUUUCGGAGACAAAUCGGGAUCGGGCGGCGCAGCUGGAGAUGAUCAAGUCCAUGCAGAAAUAG